Tarenaya hassleriana is the source of this 1116-nucleotide messenger RNA. RefSeq names its product glycine-rich protein DOT1. Lineage: Eukaryota; Viridiplantae; Streptophyta; Magnoliopsida; Brassicales; Cleomaceae. The transcript is spliced from 2 exons. Bases 6 to 881 code for a protein of 291 amino acids. The record is from RefSeq and is a predicted model, not a curated record.
UUCUCAUGCAGAAUAGACCCAACUCACAAACUCGAAAACACUCUCCAAUGGCUAAUAAUCGCAAACUCUUCUCUUUAGCUCUCUGUUUCUUUCUAGGGUUAGGGCUAUGCUCCGCAAGACGAGCCCUUCUCUCCACCGUCGAUGCUGACGCCGGAAUCACCGGAUACGGCAGCGGAGAAGACGAGAAAAUUGGUGUGGGUAUCGGUGUUGGUGCCGGCGUUGGUAUCGGAAUUGGCGGAGGAGGCGGCGGCGGUCACGGCGGAGGCGGCGGUGCCGCUGGUGGAGGCUCUGGGUACGGUGGCGGUGCUGGUGAAGGAGGUGGAGCAGGAUACGGCGGAGGAGAAGCUGCCGGGCAUGGCGGUGGCGGUGGCGGCGGUGGAGGAAGCGGAGGAGGAGGAGGCGGUGGAGCUGGCGGUGCGCAUGGCGGUGGAUAUGGAGGCGGAGAAGGUGGAGGUUCCGGCGGAGGGUACGGUGCCGGAGGUGCCGGCGGACAUGGCGGUGGUGGCGGUGGUGGAAGUGGAGGAGGCGGUGGUGGCGGAGCUGGUGGAGCCCACGGUGGAGGAUACGGCGGUGGUGAAGGCGGAGGCUCCGGCGGAGGGUACGGUGCUGGAGGUGCAGGUGGAAAAGGCGGUGGCGGGGGUGGUGGAAGUGGAGGAGGCGGAGGCGGAGGUGCCGGAGGGGGAGCUCACGGUGGUGGUUACGGGAGCGGCGGCGGUGCUGGAGAAGGAUACGGCGGAGGAGCUGGCGGGCACGGCGGCGGCGGUGGUAGCGGAUCCGGAGGAGGAGGCGGUGGAGGCUACGGUGCCGGAGCUGCUCACGGUGCCGGCUAUGGCGGAGGAGCUGGCAGCGGCAGUGGAGGAGGUGGUGGUUAUGCACCAUGAGAUCAUAAAUGGAUCCAUAUACACACACGUACCACGAGGCGACGUACGAGUGCAUGGACCGUCUUUAAGAUAUAUAUAAUGAUUGUGUUGCUAUAUAUAACUAAUCCGGGGAAGAAAAUAAGCCGAAAAAAAAUGGCUGUUUAUGUCUAAAAAUUGCGUACUAAUACUGUAAGAAGCUUCGUGCUUUUAUAAUGGUAUAUGGAAUGAAUUAAUGUUCCUGUUAUAUAAACUCAUA